Messenger RNA from Malus domestica (apple), 573 nucleotides. Its product is annotated as NDR1/HIN1-like protein 3. Gene Ontology annotation, biological process: defense response to other organism. The record is from RefSeq and is a predicted model, not a curated record. Lineage: Eukaryota; Viridiplantae; Streptophyta; Magnoliopsida; Rosales; Rosaceae. Gene Ontology annotation, cellular component: plasma membrane; plasmodesma.
AUGCUAAAAAAAUGUUGCUGCUGUUUCUGCAUCAUUGUUGUAGCACUCGGUGCCCUCAGCUUAACGGCUUGUUUCGCGGUUCGUCAAUUCAGCCCUUCUAAACCGAUAAUUUACCAGGUCACCGAUGCUUCUCUGACGCAAUUCAACCUGACGGCAACCAACAACACCAUCCUAUACAAUCUGUCCCUCAACAUGACUGUUCAAAACCGUAACAAAUGGAAUGACUUCCACUAUGAACAUUUUGAAGCCGUUCCUAGUUAUAAGAACCAGGAUUUGAGUAAAAGUAUUUUGGAACCAUUCGGGGUAGCGCACAGGGAUACGUACGAUUUGUAUCCAUUGUUCAAAGGACUACGUCCGGUGACGGCUCUUACGAAUGAGGAGGCUUCAAAUUUUAGGAAUAGUACAGUUUUUGAUAUCACGUUGAAGAUCUAUUUUAAGUAUUGGACCAAAAUUGCUGUGUACAAGGAUGAGAAGGAGCUCCAGAUGGCUUGCUAUUUGAAGGUUCCAUUGAGUUCUACCGGAAAACUAGCUGAAAAUUUUCAGAGCACCAAAUGUGAUAAGGCCAACCACUAA